Messenger RNA from Psammomys obesus (fat sand rat), 6378 nucleotides. RefSeq names its product papilin, proteoglycan like sulfated glycoprotein (gene Papln). Bases 177 to 4136 code for a protein of 1319 amino acids. The record is from RefSeq and is a predicted model, not a curated record. Gene Ontology annotation, cellular component: extracellular matrix. Gene Ontology annotation, biological process: extracellular matrix organization. NCBI's taxonomy places the organism in Eukaryota, Metazoa, Chordata, Mammalia, Rodentia, Muridae. The transcript has 26 exons. Gene Ontology annotation, molecular function: serine-type endopeptidase inhibitor activity; metalloendopeptidase activity.
GUCUGGUUUGUUUUUUUUUUUUUUUUUUAAUUGUUGUUGUUUUUUAAAUUCCAAACUGGGUUCUCCAACAGCAUAGCAGGAUUUUUAGUCACUCUUUUCCCCCUCUGGAAACCCAAAACAAGUCGUCCUGGUACUUCUGCCCCCUGUGGCUCUCCCUCCGGUGUGAGUUGCUUGGCAUGGGUUGUUUUGUGACCAGCAGACCCCAUCGGUCUCCGUGGGAGGGGCAUCCCUCCCCUGCAGCAGGAACCACCACUCUGGGUAGCCGUGGUGUCCCCUCUGGCUCUAACCGGUGGCUUCUCCUGCAGACAGAGAUGCAGCUGUUCCUUCUCACGUUCCUGCUGCUGCUACUGCUGGCCUCCACUCCAGGGUCUUGGGCUCGAAAUGUGAGGCGCCAGAGUGACAGCUGGGGAGCCUGGGGCGACUGGAGCCCCUGCAGCCGGACCUGUGGAGGAGGCAUCAGCUUCCGGGAGCGCCCCUGCUACUCCCAGAGGAGAGAUGGAGGCACCAGCUGCGCGGGCCCCACGCGCAGCCACCGCACCUGCCACACCGAGAGCUGCCCGGACGGCACGCGGGACUUCCGGGCUGAGCAGUGCGCAGAGUUUGACGGCACAGACUUCCAGGGCCGGCGCUACCGGUGGCUGCCCUACUACGCAGCUCCAAACAAAUGUGAACUGAACUGCAUCCCCAAGGGGGAGAGCUUCUACUACAGACACAGGGAGGCUGUGGUGGACGGGACGCCCUGUGAGCCUGGCAAACGGGACAUCUGUGUGGACGGCAUCUGCCGAGUCGUCGGCUGCGAUCACAAGCUAGACUCGACCAAGCAGGAGGACAAGUGUCUGCAGUGCGGGGGUGAUGGCUCAACCUGCCACCCUGUCACGGGAACCUUUGAUGCCGACGAUCUCAGCAGAGGCUACAACCAAAUCUUCAUCAUUCCUGCUGGGGCCACCAGUAUCCGCAUCGAGGAAGCCGCUGCCAGCAGGAAUUUCCUGGCCGUGAAGAGCGUCCGCGGCGAAUACUACCUCAAUGGUCGCUGGACCAUCGAGGCAGCCCAGGCUCUGCCGGUGGCCAGCACUGUCCUCCAUUACGAACGGGGUGUGGAGGGGGACCCAGCCCCCGAGAGGCUGCAGGCACGGGGCCCGACCUCGGAGCCCCUGGUCAUCGAGCUCAUCAGCCAGGAGGCCAACCCCGGCGUACAUUACGAGUACUACCUGCCACGGAACGACCCCGGCCGAGGCUUCAGCUGGAGCCACGGCUCCUGGAGUGACUGCAGCGCCGAGUGUGGCGGAGGUCACCAGACCCGCCUGGUAUUCUGCACCAUUGACAACGAGGCCUACCCGGACCACAUGUGUCAACACCAGCCCCGGCCAGCCCACCGCCGGUCCUGCAACCCUCACCCUUGCCCGAAGACCAAGCGCUGGAAGGUUGGCCCGUGGACACCCUGCUCAGCCUCCUGUGGGGGCGGAUUCCAGUCUCGCCCUGUCUACUGUGCGUCCUCAGAUGGGGCUGGUGGCCAGGAAGCUGCUGAGGAGAGCCAGUGCGCUGGUCUCCCAGGGAAGCCCCCUGCCACGCAGGCCUGCAACCUGCAGCGCUGCGCAGUCUGGAGUGUGGCACCCUGGGGAGAGUGUUCAGUCACCUGCGGAGCCGGCAUCCGGAAGAGGAGCGUUACCUGCCGGGGGGAUGGGGAGUCUCCGGUCCCUGCCACAGCAUGUUCCUCGAUGGACAAGCCAACCGUCACGGAGCCCUGUGUGCAAGAGGUCUGUCCUGUGUUCCGAGGCCAGGCCUGGCAUGUCGGCACGUGGAGCCUCUGCUCUAAAAGCUGUGGUUCAGGCACUCGGAGGCGACAGGUCAUCUGUACCAUUGGGCCACCUGGUCACUGUAUGGACCUGCAGUCAUCCAAGCCUGCCGAGGUGGAACCCUGCAACAGACAGCCCUGCCAUCUUCCGCAGGAGGUCCCUAGCAUUCAGGGCUCACGGAACCGCCCCUUAGACCCUAGGAUGCAUUCAGGCCUGCAAGUGUCUCCAGUCUCAGAUGCUAGAGACCAGCGGUGGGCUGCCCAGGAGAGACCCAGGGCCCAGAGUAACCCCAGGCAGGGGCAGGACCCCCACCUGUCACCUGCAGGCCGGGCCCCCACUCUGCAGCACCCUCCACACCGGGCACCCCCGAGGCCUAGCUCAGGGCCCCAGGACUGCAGACACAGCCCCCACGGGUGCUGCCCUGAUGGCCACACACCAUCUCUUGGGCCCCAGUGGCAAGGCUGUCCCCUGGCUGGGGCCUCGUGUCUUCAGAGCAGGUACGGGUGCUGCCCCGAUGGGGUGUCUGCAGCUGAGGGGCCCCAGCAGGCUGGCUGUGCCAGGUCUCACAGCAGUGACAAUACUGGGAACAGGCCAGGGUCCAGGGCAGCGGCUUCCAAGGUCCCCAAGAUCCACCAACCCCAGGCCCAGGAGGGCGAGCCCAGCGACUGCCGCAGCUCCCAGUUUGGCUGUUGCUACGACAACAUGGCUUCUGCAGCUGGUCCGCUGGGGCAGGGCUGCGUGGGCCAGCCCAGCUAUGCCUACCCAGUGCGGUGUCUGCUGCCUAGUGCUCCUGGGUCUUGUGGAGACUGGGCUGCCCGCUGGUACUUUGUGCCAUCGGUGGGCCGCUGUAACCGCUUUUGGUAUGGUGGCUGCCAUGGCAAUGCCAAUAACUUCGCAUCGGAGCAGGAGUGCAUGAACGGCUGCCGGGAGCACCCCAGGCCCCGCCGUCCUGAGGUGGGGGCCUCUGGCCAUCGAGUCCACGUGGAUGGUGGCCAGCGUGGUCCUGGAAGGCAGCAGGAAGCUGAUUGGCACAGGUCAGGAGCCACAGUCCCGAGACUGCCCUCGCCUUCUGGAAGUCCGUGGCGGAGGGAAGAGGAGGCUGGGCCGUGGGAAGCCUCCCACACCCCAGCCCGUGGAAAACGGCCUGGAGGCCAGGAGCUCCGGCCCAGAGUCCCGGCACUGGGUAGAGACGCCAGACCGCCAGUGCCACCCACACGUAGCUCCUAUAGGAUCAGCUUGGCAGGCCCGGAGCCUUCCCUGGUACAGGCAGCUGCAGGGCAGGCGGUACAGCUCUUUUGCCCCGAAAACACCCAAAGGGAAUUCCAGGCAGGAUGGCAGAAAGAAGGCCGGCCCGUUUCUUCCAUCAGGCACCAGCUACAGUCAGACGGCUCCCUCAUCAUCAGCCCCUUGAGGCCAGAGGACGCUGGCGUCUAUAGCUGUGGCAGCCACAGGCCAGGCCACGACCUCCAGGAGAUCCAGCUUCAAGUCACAGGGGGUGACAGAGCAGUGUUGUCUGAGGUCCAGCCGAGCCAUUUCCCUCAGACCAGGAACCCAGACCCUGACCACGGUCCUCGGAACCCUGGAAUGGGAACAAGAGCUGGGAACCACCGCAGGCCUGCCACCAGGCUACGCCUGGACCGGACUCAGCCUGGGGUGGUGGAUGCCAAUCCUGGCCAGCGGAUCCGGCUUGCCUGCCGUGCUGAAGGCUUUCCGGUCCCCACCAUUGAGUGGCAAAGAGAUGGAGAGCUGAUCUCUUCUCCCAGGCACCAGGUGCAGCCCGAUGGCUCUCUGGUCAUCAGCAGAGUGUCUGUGGAGGAUGGUGGCUUCUACAGCUGUGUUGCUUUCAAUGGGCAGGACCGAGACCAGCGCUGGGUCCAGCUCAGAGUUCUGGGGGAGCUGACAAUCACAGGCCUGCCUCCUGCUGUGACAGUGCCAGAGGGUGAUACGGCCAGGCUGCUGUGUGUGGUGCCUGGAGAAAGUGUGAACAUUAGGUGGUCCAGGAAUGGACUGCCAGUCCAGGCUGACGGCCACCGUGUGCACCAGUCCCCAGAUGGCACACUGCUGAUCCACAACUUGCGGCCCAGGGACGAGGGAUCUUACACGUGCAGUGCCUACCGUGGGAGCCAGGCUGUGAGCCGCAGCACUGAGGUGAAGGUGGCCCUGCCAGCACCAGCGGCUCAGUCCAGGGACCUGGGCAGGGAGUGCGUUGACCAGCCGGAGCUGGCCAACUGUGCCUUGAUUCUGCAGGCCCAGCUCUGUGGCAAUGAAUACUACUCCAGCUUUUGCUGCGCCAGCUGCUCCCGCGUCCAGCCCAAUGCUCAGCCUGCCUGGCAGCAGGGAUGAAGCCUAGCAGCGGCGCCAGUUCCAGAUAGUCUGCUGGGGAGAAGGGAUGGUAAGACAUGGCUUUCGGAGGGAGUCAUCUUUCAGAUACUGGCCCUCUUAGAAAGGCAGAGUUAAGCCCCAGCAGCUGCCAUGCCAGCCUCCCCUAUAGCCCUCAGCAGGGUCUGUCUGUUAAGACUACAGGCUGCUGUGAAGAGGAGGAAACUGCCUACACAGAACUGCUCCUUUUCGCCUCCCCUCUACAGUUUCUGCUGUGUCGAGGACCCUUUCUCUGAAAUGCCUGGGACCAAAGUACUCUUAAACUUUUAAGUAUUUGUAGACUUUACUAAUUGAGCAUCUCUUACCUAAAAUUCAAGUGCUCUGAAGCUUGAAACAUCUAACUGCCAUGUCAGCCUUCAAAAAUGUCUGGGUUUCAAAGCACGUUUGAUUUUGGUGAGGGAUGCUCAAUUUUACAGAGGAUCCACUCGGCACACUACAGAGCAGGCUGGGUGGGAGGUCUGUGCCAGUGAGGGGAGUGGUAACUACUCAGUCAGAAAAACUCUGUGUGAGCCCAGUGUCCCUGGGUCGGAGGGUGAUCUGUCAUUCAAGCCUUUUCAUCAUCCCACUUUUCAUUGUUCCACACUUGUGUGGAACGCACAGUGUAAUGCUUCGGAAAGCCCUCAGCAAGGUGGAAUAUAACCAUACGGCCUCAGUGCAGGGGCAUGGGGUGAAAAAGCCAGAUAGCCUUACAAUCUGAGUGUGAGAAAACUGAGUAAGACCUGCAGUGCAGGGGUGCUACCUCCUGGGGUCGCCCUACAAAGCAGGCUGGGAAGGUUCACUCCUUUAUACAGCCCACUGGCCCGCUCUGAGCAGCAAAGAGCCAUGUUUCCUACGGGAAUCUGUGGAGAAAAAUAUUUGCUGCUAGAGAAAAGUCAGACUAUGCUGAGAACAGCAGCUGGGGGCUGGUGAGAUGGCGGCGUGGUAGAGGCACUCCCUGCCAAACCUGAUGCCCUGAGUGUGUCCCCUGCAACCACACUGGUGGAAGGCAGAACUUGUCCCGACUGCCGUAUACAGUUAGGGGUUGGGGAUUUAGCUCAGUGGUAGAGCGCUUGCCUAGCAAACGCAAAGCCCUGGGUUCGGUCCUCAGCUCUGGAAAAAAAAAAAAAGAGAGAGAGACUACAGUUAAACAGUAGCUGGGAGUGGUGAUGCAUGCCUGUAAUGCCAAUGCUUGGAAGGCUAAAACAGGAAUGCCACACUGGGAGCCAGCUUGGGCCACAGAGUGAAACCCUGUCUCAAAUUAAACAACCCACCCACCCCGAACCCACAAACCCCAGCAUGAGCAGGAUGUGGGUGCAAUGUGGCAAUCAGGGGAGUGAUUUUAGUAGUAGGCAUCCUUCAUCUUUCAGAACCUCUGAUUUCUUAAUGAUGGAGGAAGAGGCCUGGAUUUAGUGAGCUCUCAGGGCUCUCCAUUUUAACUUCUGCAACUCCUCUAGAAGAUGGUCCUAGUACCAAAGGUUACUAGGAAACCACAGUCCUGACAUAGGCUGAAAAACAAAGCAGCAUGUGUAAGUGGCACCUCAAGCUACCCUGCUCAAAAAGGGAAGAGGCAGGGAGCUGAGAAACCUCUUGGUUCCAGCUGUUAACAGGCAGAAGCAGGGGGCUAAGUUGAGGGUAAGAGGUGAGCUACUCUGGACUUAACCUUAUUCCAUACAGAGUAAAUAAACUCUUCAAAAUCUAAAGCACAACCUGGGAUCCUCCCCACUGAAAUUCUGAUUUAACUGGCCUGUGAAUAGGCUGGGUAUUAGGUGGCUUGUGUGUUUGUGUGUGGGAUCUCAUGCAUGCUCAGUACACUGUUCCACUGAGCUACUCCUCAGGAAUUUGAAUAUUAAUCCAAAGCUCUGUCAGGCUUGGUGGUGCAAGCCUUUAAUUCCAGCAAUUGGAAGAUGGCGGUAGGUGGACCUCUGAGUUGAAGGCCAGCCAGGGCUACUUAGUGAGACCCUGUCUCUAUACACACAGCACCAGUCCACCCCCGGGCUGGGGCCAGGAGUCUCCAGCUUCUCUGCUGUGGCUGCAGACCAAGAACCAAGGUGCACCUGUGAAACUUACAGAUAUACUUGUCCCAAUAAAAAACUUUACAGUCACAAGCUAGGAAUCAGCAGUAGAGAGAGAAUUAGUUACAAGCUAGAAAUCAGAAGUAGAGAGAAUUAGAUCAAAAAACAGAACUAUAGACUCAUUUACAAAUAAGAACAGCCCUUCAUGGGCAAAA